Erythranthe guttata (spotted monkey flower) is the source of this 682-nucleotide messenger RNA. RefSeq names its product transcription repressor OFP13. NCBI's taxonomy places the organism in Eukaryota, Viridiplantae, Streptophyta, Magnoliopsida, Lamiales, Phrymaceae. The record is from RefSeq and is a predicted model, not a curated record. Gene Ontology annotation, biological process: negative regulation of DNA-templated transcription.
AACUCUUCUUACAUCAAACGUAAGAUCAAUUUCUCAUCAAGAAAAAUGCCCAAGAAAAUGAAAAUCCCUUCAAUUUUCAAGAACAAAGAAGCAAAACAACCAUGGCAAUCAUAUUGGCCCUUAUGCACCCACCCCAAAACCCUUUCUUUUCGAGCAAGCAACGAAGCUAUUUUCACGACGACUACUUUUCUCAGCUUCGAUACUACUAACUCCUUAGAAUGUAGUGUUGUUCACGAGGAUAAUGAAUCAUUGGAAGUGGUGGUCAAUGGCGUAAGAUUGUAUUCUUCGGAGAGGUUGUUUUUCGAGCCAGACGAGACGAGUUCGAUAGUUCAAAAUUAUAGUGAUCAAUGUAUUGAUCGUGGGUUGUUUGUAUUCAAGGAUAGCGUGGCUCUGGAAAUGGAAUCGGAUAAUCCUUAUUUGGAUUUCAAGAAAUCCAUGCAAGAAAUGGUGGAGAGGGAUCAAGCUAAUAAUAAUUUUUUGGUGAAGGAUAGUUGGGAUUACUUGGAAGAGUUGUUAGGGUGGUAUUUAAGGUUGAAUGUGAAGAUAAAUCAUCGUUUCAUCGUCGGAGCAUUUGUUGAUUUGCUCAAUGGACUUGCUCGGGAUAAAGGUACUACUAUGUGUUCUUCGGAAUCGACUUCGUAUUCGUCUGCUUCCUCUUCUUUCUGAUCUUCUCCCGAUUCCC